This is a messenger RNA of Ilyonectria robusta, 1305 nucleotides long. RefSeq lists its product as uncharacterized. The record is from RefSeq and is a predicted model, not a curated record. Gene Ontology annotation, cellular component: membrane. The coding region runs from base 1 to 1305 and encodes 434 amino acids. The transcript has a single exon. Lineage: Eukaryota; Fungi; Ascomycota; Sordariomycetes; Hypocreales; Nectriaceae.
AUGCCCCCAUUCACAACUCUGUCACCAGACCGAAGCGGGCUUCGGUCUCCGUACUGGGCCCAGCGACGGGUGGGCUUUAUUAUGCCCGUUGUCGCAGUCGCAACCAUUCUUCAGUUGCUCUUUUUGGCAAACAUGUCGUACCUCUAUGGCGUCCUUUUCAAGUCGGGUUCUCGGGCACAUGCGCUCAAGGUGCUCGCUAUCGACUAUGACGGAGCCGAGAUCGGUCAAGCUCUUUCAAUAGCUUACCGGUCACUACAAGCGGAUACCUUCCCGACUGUUGAAUACCACUCUGCAUCAGAGUAUCCGACACCAGAGCUGCUCCACGAGGCUAUCUGUAAGGAAGAUUACUGGGGAGCCGUGUACACACACUCCGGCGCGUCGAAGCGGCUGAUGGCUACGAUUGAGGGCCAAAAUACGACUCAGUACGACCCAGGAAGCACCAUCACUUACAUGUACGACGCCUCUUAUUACCCUAUCAUCGCCAGCUCCAUCAUCCAGGCCAAAAUGGAGACCUUGAUUUCCGUUGCAUCUCGAACCUACUAUAGCGUUGCGACGGACGCCCGAGCCGCAGUAAAUCUCACCGACUCGAGCAGUUAUUCAGCAUUCGUCAACCCCAUCCGAGCCUCGUCCGACGUCCGAGCCCCGAUAAACCAAGGGACCCGUGUCCUCCUCAACACCGUCUCGAUGGUCAUGCCCGUGCUCAUGCAAUUCUUUUUCCUCAUGGGAAUGAAUGGUGUAUUUAGCGAGGCCGGUGUCUUCAGGAAACUCUCCAAGCGCGACACAUACUUCAUCAGGCUCAUCAUCAGCAAAUCCUAUACGUUCCUCGGCGGUCUUUGCAUGGCGGGAUAUAUAUGGGCAUACCGAGAGGAUUGGGCUGUAUCUGGUGGUCAAUUCGGCCAGACAUGGAUGUGCCUUUGGUUAUACAUGGAAAUCAACUACCUCGUUGUCGAUACGGUAAUUGAGGCACUGAUACCGAUGAAAUUCUUUUCAUUCUUCAUGUUGACAUGGAUUAUUACCAACGUGGCAAGCACUAUCUACCCGUUCGCCUUGUCGGCCGGGUUUUACCGAUGGGCCUACGCCUUGCCCGCACACAACACGCUAACGUUGUUGAUGGAGGUGUGGUCGGGUGGUUGCAAGCUUCAGAAUGAAGUGGCAUUGCCAGUUCUCCUGUCAUGGUGGGUUCUUGGCCACAUUGGUAGCGCGUGGUCGGUCCGGAAGAGGUGCAUUGUUGCUGAAGGUGCCCAAUUACAGAAGCGGCCAGACACCGCAACAUCUGAGAGCAUGAUAGCGUUGGAAAACGUUUAG